CACGCUCGUCUGAGCACGUCCAGCUGCCGCAACUAGAGCCAGAUACGUAUCUUCAAGUGUACACGCAUAGAUCACUCCGUCGGCCCUGUGCCACCACACCCGACGAGUAUGAAGACAACGAACGACUCUCGGUGCUGGGAGAGAAGGCCUUCGAUGCUGCAGUGACAACGGUGCUGUUCUAUGAACGUCCGUUGUUGGGGCUCCCUGAGAUGGAGGAGACUAGGCGAAGAAAAAAGACAUAAUCUCCUGGAUGAAAAUCGACUCCUGGGUGCGACGCUAUCAGAUGCGAGAGAAGGUCAGAUGCCAUCCAGAUUUUUUCGAAACUCUACAUACUCCUGAAGAAACAAACGCCUUAUUCUAUGCAUAUGUCGGCGGUGUGUUCGCAAAUCUCGGAAUGGAUGCAGUACAAGAGUGGAUCAGUGCGCUAAUAGGACUAGGAGGACUACAGCGACCACCUCCUCUGCACCGCAAAAUGAAGAAUCUACCUACAAGUCAGCUGCCACCUAUCCAGUCUACGCCCACUUUCGCUCCUAGGACCCAAUUCGUGCCAUCGCAGCAAAUGUCGUCUGCUCAAUUCUCACGUUUCCCGUCAGCUCCCAUGCCGAUGUUUCCACCUCUGCCGAUAGCCAAACCACCGCCUCCGCCGAAACAACCCAACCCAAUAACGCCCGCCCAGCCCCACCUAGCAUUUCUGCCUCAGUUCAACGAAAAGGCCUCUCAACGACGUGUGGUGGUCGAAUAUCCUGCUCAGUUCAGUGGUCCUCCUCAUGCUGGAAAGUGGACGGUCAAGUGUGUUGUCAAUGGGAUCGAGAAGGGUCUGGGUGCUGGUGGGAACAAACAGAUUGCCAAGGAACAGGCAGCACGGGCGGCCUAUUACGCCAUGGGAUGGAGUUGAGAGAUUAUUAUUAUUCUUGACAUCAUGAUAUGUCAGGAGUAUUAUCAAUCGCUUUUGCCAAAUGGACCGUGCUUAUUCUUGGCAUCGUCGGGUAGACGAGAGCCAAUAUUAUUAUAUUGGCUCGAGUCUACCCGACGCGGGCCGUAGUAUGCUUAAAAUAAUUAUUUAGUCAGAAUGCAUUCAUUUUUCCUGCUGA
Guyanagaster necrorhizus is the source of this 1091-nucleotide messenger RNA. RefSeq lists its product as uncharacterized. Bases 251 to 895 code for a protein of 214 amino acids. NCBI's taxonomy places the organism in Eukaryota, Fungi, Basidiomycota, Agaricomycetes, Agaricales, Physalacriaceae. The transcript is spliced from 4 exons. The record is from RefSeq and is a predicted model, not a curated record.